AUGAAAUUUCUCUGCUUGCACGGUGCCAUUGGCAACAUUGAGAACAUCAGCAUUCAACUAUCACCCCUCCAGAAGGACCUGGAACGCGACCAUUCUGCCUCUUUCCACUACAUCAAUGCGCCCGUCAAGAUCAUCCCGCCCCCGGGCUUCGAGGAGUACUUUGGAGUCGGUCCGCACUACCGCUGGGCCGACGAUGGCGGUGCCGCCGAGGAUUCUAUGAUCAGUCGGGUGCGCCAAAUUCCCGUGGGCCAAAACCCCGAAGACGUGAUGCGCGACCUGGUCGGCGAGCGUGAUGUCGUCUGGCUCAACUACAAAGGCGUCAUGGACUAUCUCUACGAAACGCUCGAGGAACACCCCGACAUUGGCGGCAUUCUCGGCUACAGUGAAGGCGCCGCUAUGGCCGCCACCUUCAUCCUGGACGAGCAGAAGCGCUUCGAGGAAGAGGGCCGCGAACGCCGCAUCAAGUGCGCCAUGUUCUUCACCGGGUGGCCCCCGAUGUCACCAGAAAGGGGGGUUCUCUUGGCCGACGAGGUCGAAGAUCUUGUUGACGUCCCCACUCUCCACGUCGUCGGCGCAAAUGAUCCCUUCCGCCACGGUGCAUAUGCUCUAUACAAUGUCUGCGACCCGGACACGGCCACCUUUUUCGAUACGGGCAAGGGACACACCAUCCCGCGCUCGGGAUUGGUGAUUGACGAGAUGGCCAAUGCAGUCCGAGACCUCGUCGAGAAGUCUCACGGGGAGGAGUGA
Molecule: messenger RNA, 747 nt
Organism: Penicillium argentinense
Lineage: Eukaryota; Fungi; Ascomycota; Eurotiomycetes; Eurotiales; Aspergillaceae
Product: DUF341 family oxidoreductase
Exons: 4
Coding region: 1-747 (248 amino acids)
Cellular component (GO): nucleus; cytoplasm
Source: RefSeq, a predicted model, not a curated record